AUGAAAGAAGCCAAAAAAAGAAAUCCAGACAUCAAGCUGAUCGGUCUUCCCUGGGCAUUUCCAGGAUGGAUCGGUCAGGGCACGCAAUGGCCGUACUUUUUUCCUAACGUUACUGCUAACUAUGUUGUUUCCUGGAUUGUUGGUGCAAAGCAGCAUCAUAACCUGGACAUUGACUACGUUGGGGUGCUGCGGGACACUUUGGACCAACAUAAUUUAACAGAUGUCGGGAUCAUCGCUGCAGAUGGGGACUGGCAAAUUGCUCCAGUCAUGGCUAAGGAUCCAUAUCUGAACGAUGCUGUUGAGGUGAUAGGUGUCCACUAUCCAGGCACCAACACAGUGAAGGAAGCUCUGUGGACUCAGAAAAAGCUUUGGUCCUCUGAAGAUUACAGCACAUUUAAUAAUGACGUUGGCGCUGGAUGCUGGGCUCGCAUUCUAAACCAGAACUACGUGAACGGCAGAAUGACUUCGACGAUAUCGUGGAAUCUGAUAGCGAGUUACUACGAGGAUCUGUCUUUUGGUGGAGAUGGGUUGAUGACAGCUGAGGAGCCCUGGAGUGGACAUUAUGUAGUGGAGUCUCCAAUAUGGAUAACUGCACACACAACGCAAUUUGCACAACCAGGCUGGUUUUAUCUGCAGACCGUGGGCAAUUUCACCAAUGGAGGAAGUUACGUGGCCUUAACAGACCUCAAAGGGAAUCUGACUAUUGUAAUUCAAACCAUGACACACAAUCACUCGGAGUGCAUCCGACCGCCUCUACCGCAGUUUGAUGUGUCCCCGCAAACAGUCACUUUUCAGCUCAAAGGUUCUUUUGCACAUCUUACUGAACUUCAAGUGUGGUACUCAAAACUGGAUUUUGAGACCAAAAACGAUACCCUUUUAAAUAAAAGAAGACCUAUUAAGGUCUAUGACUUUUCCUUUACACUAAAAUUAGAUGUUGAUGAAGUUUACACAAUCACAUCCAUCACUACUGGUCAGAAAGGUUUCUACCCUGAGCCCCCCAAACCAUCCUUGUUUCCAAAAAAUUACUCUGAUGAUUUCACUGUUGAUAACCCUUCAUUCUCUGAGGCUCCAUAUUUUGCUGAUCAAACCGGCGUGUUCGAGUACUUCAGAAAUGUCACAGACGUUGGCCCACAUGCCUUCACCUUACGGCAGGUGAUCACGGAGCGGCCGGUUUGCUGGGCUACAGAUGCCGACCAGACAAUCAGCAUCAUCGGGGACUACAGCUGGACAGACCUCAGUGUGUCAUGUGACGUGCUUCUUGAAACUCCCAACACUGGAGGUGUGUUCCUGGCAGCCAGGGUUGAUCAAGGAGGAGAGUCCAUCAGACGAGCAAAGGGUGUCUUUUAUUGGCUUUACGCAAAUGGAACCUAUAAAGUGUCAAAUGACAUAGGUGGACAAAGAGUUCUUGCUGAAGGGCUUUCGGGAACAAGGGCAGGUGUAUGGUACUCGAUAACUCUUAGUGUCAAGGGAUAUUUUGCCUCUGGGAUGCUGAAUGGCUACCCACUGUGGAAGAACGCUGUUGUCCUUGAGCCCAAGAGAGGUUGGGCAGCACUAGGAACUCUGUCGUUUGAAUAUGCGCACAACCAAACAAACAUGGCCAACAGCCGCGCGAGCAGCACUAAACGAGUCUUUAUCAACAACAUCGAUUCAUACUCGUCCAGAUAUAUCGCUCAGUUCUUGUCCUCGUGUGUGGUCGGGCAAUCUCUGGAUGAUGGUGAUGAAGAAGACGACAAACAUCCAGCGUCUUCAAAAGACACUUUCAGCAUAUUCGGAACAGUUGCGGAUUAA
This is a messenger RNA of Triplophysa rosa, 1788 nucleotides long. RefSeq names its product galactosylceramidase a (gene galca). The coding region runs from base 1 to 1788 and encodes 595 amino acids. Gene Ontology annotation, biological process: galactosylceramide catabolic process. Lineage: Eukaryota; Metazoa; Chordata; Actinopteri; Cypriniformes; Nemacheilidae. Gene Ontology annotation, cellular component: lysosome. The transcript has 15 exons. The record is from RefSeq and is a predicted model, not a curated record. Gene Ontology annotation, molecular function: galactosylceramidase activity.